AUGGCGUGGAGUCAUCUGUCCAUCAAUCAGCCACACUUGGUCUACACAAUACUUGGCGGCUUCACCUCUCUUUUUAUGCUUUGCUCUUCAUUUGUCAAGGAGAGAAUGUAUAUUGGUGAAUCAACGGUAGCAACUCUAUGCGGCAUCAUAUUCGGGCCGCACGCCGCUAAUCUCAUCGACCCCAUGGGUUGGGGAAAUACUGAUCAAUUGACCUUGGAAUUCUCCCGUGUUGUACUCGUAGUGCAGUGUUUUGCAGUUGGCGUCGAACUUCCAAAGUACUACAUGGAAAAACAUUGGAGAAGUGUUCUCUUCUUACUGAUUCCAGUCAUGACCUUCGGAUGGUUAAUGACAAGCCUGUUUAUCUGGUGGAUGAUACCUCCGCUUAAUUGGCUAGAUAGCCUUUGUGUUUCGGCUUGUGUCACAGCAACGGAUCCUGUACUGGCUAGCUCUGUUGUCGGUAAGGGAAAGUUUGCCAAGAGAGUUCCUCGACAUUUGCGCGAUAUUCUAUCUGCUGAAUCUGGCUGUAACGAUGGCAUGGCAUUUCCAUUUGUCUAUCUAGCACUAUAUCUUAUUGAGUAUCGACCUGACACUGAAAAGUUUGCCUUUCAUUGGUUCAUCAUUUCCAUACUAUACGAAUGUGUGUUUGGAGCUAUCUACGGAUUUGUCAUUGGUUAUGUCAGUAGACAAGGCAUUAAAUACGCCGAAAAACACGACUUGGUCGAUCGAGAGAGUUUUCUUGUCUUUUAUUUUGUCCUCGCCCUAUUCUGCGCCGGUUCUGGUAGCUCGCUUGGUGUGGACGACCUUCUAGUCGGGUUCUCCGCCGGUGUUGGCUUCUCAAAUGAUGGCUGGUUCACACAAAAGACAGAAGAAUCCCACGUUUCAAAUGUUAUCGACUUACUUCUCAACUUAACGUACUUUGUCUACUUGGGCACCAUCAUUCCGUGGGAACAAUACAACAACCCUGACAUGGGCAUCACCCCGUGGAGAUUGGUAGUAAUCGCUAUUUUUGUGAUUCUUUUUCGCAGGAUACCAAUCAUGAUGAUCCUAAAGCCAAUAAUUCCAGAUAUCAAGACAUGGCGUGAAGCGUUAUUUGCUGGUCAUUUCGGUCCCAUUGGAGUAGGUGCAAUCUUUGUUGCUAUACUGGCUAGGUCUGAGCUAGAAUCUGGGAACCCCACUCCAACAUUACACGUCGAUCCAGACGGAGAACAUUUUGUGCUAGCCUGGCUUAUAUGGCCGAUCACAACUUUUCUAGUAAUCUCUUCAAUUCUUGUCCAUGGAUCAUCCAUUGCUGUCUUUACCCUCGGAAAACGUAUCAAUACAUUGGCUCUUACCAUGUCAUACACCGCUGCAGGUGAAGAUGGACCUGGCUGGCUAAAUCGACUUCCUAGAGUUACAUCAACUUCAAGAUCCCAGGCUAAGUCCAUGACUUCAGAGACCGACGAGAAUGAAUCAAAAUUAGGUGACUUUGCUCCCGGAGAAUUACCUCCGAUCGGGAUACCGAGAGAAUUCCUUCGACGCCAGCGAGAAGAUGAAGCUCCUAUUCAUGGCUCUAAUGCAACGCCCUUGAAAAAUCGUCGCGAAAAGAAAAGGAAGAAAAAGUGGGAUGAUGGCCUAGGCCCUGGGGGACCAAUAAGCCAGUCCGCCAUCUAUCCGCAACGUAGAGACAGCGAGACUCAUGGUGAACAAGCCCCCGAAACAGUCGCGCAUCAAGAUGACCUCUCUGAAGACGAGACAAACCCUGCAUGGGAAGAGGUAUCAGAUGACUCUGAGGCUUCGGAAUCUUUGCCCGAACUUCACCUUCAAGUUAAUGAAAAGCCCCCUAGCUCUAUCGCUGAGAAUAAGUAUGACUUGGCAGAUGUUUAUGUCGAAGGUAGUAAAAUAAUAAUUGAGAGUGACGAAGGUGACGUGCUGAAAGUUGUGAGAACCGAAACUGAUCACUCAAACUCUCUCAAGAAAAAUCAUACAUCAAAAGAUCUUCUGGAUUCACCAGGCCCAACAAGAAACACCCGAAAAAAACUAGGAGUUUGGAGAAGCAAGGAAGAGGUUGAACCAGAUAAUCAUCAGAAAGAAAGGGCGAAAAUAAUGAAGAGAAAAAAACGGCCGGCCCUAGCUUAUCAGUUCGGAAACAACAUUAUUGUUGAAGACGAAGAUGGUGAGGUCAUAAAGACCUACGAGCUACCGCCACAGCGAACAAGGCAACCCAACAGUGAAUCAAGUACUGUCAGACAUGGUGUUAAUAAGGUAGGACAGUGGACUGGCAAAAAGUCAAGCGGUGAGGAGGCAUCAUCAGAAAUUAAUAGUCGUCAAGGAAUAAGCCGUUGGGGUCUACGAAAGAAGAAAUCAAAUGAGCGCUCCAUUGACGAAGAGGAAGACGAUCGUUACAUAAGAUUUACUAUUGAUGGCAAAGGCAAACGCCUAACAAAAGAUGAUCUCAUACGUGAGCUUCAAAAUAUGGAUCCCAAAACGAGACUUAACGUCAUCCAAGAUAGUGGAACAGCUAAGCCAACCGAGGAACUAGAAAGUCGAGAUGUCGCUUCAGGUGUGCGUGCAAUAGUGAGGACAUCCGGUAAAAAACCCAUAACAAAUACUACCGAACUAAAUUCUCCCUCGGGAUUGGAAGCAGCAGCGGCGAAAAAGUCCAGUAUCAAUCAUGGGACGAAUAAAGAAUACAAUAUUCAGAACAUUCAUACAAAUAGGGAUCUAGACGUGAAGAAAUUUUCAAAUUAUGAUUUAGAGAAACGAUCAAGCUUAAUGAAAAAAAGUAAGGCGGAAUCCAGCACUGAUCAGUUAGAGACCGAUGUUGAAAGGAGACGAAGGGAGGGAGCGCUCAAGGGAGUUGAUAAUGUCACACCGGCCCAAAUAGCACGGCCGAGGGCUAGCCCUGUGGCCAUGGCGCCAGACACUGCAACAGAUGUAGAUGAAUCACAGGAACUUGAAGGUGCAGUACAAGAGAAAGACACCGCUAAAGAACGGAAGAGCAGAGAGUUAUCAAGAUGUGAAAGUCAUGAUAUAGACGGCUACGAUUCUAAAGAUAUCUCACUUCGGGUACCCUUGCAGGGAACAAGUCGGCGCGGAAUUCGAUUUGCAGCCAGUCCAGAACGUGCGCGGGCUCCAGAAAAUUAA
Blumeria graminis f. sp. triticale is the source of this 3123-nucleotide messenger RNA. The record is from the annotation of a GenBank genome assembly. NCBI's taxonomy places the organism in Eukaryota, Fungi, Ascomycota, Leotiomycetes, Helotiales, Erysiphaceae.